AUAUCUUUAAUCAUCCAUCUUCUCGUUUCAACUCCUUUUCCAACCCGCAUCUCAUCCUUCUUGCGAGUAUUAGUCUAAGUCUAAGAUCAACCAACUAUUAUCAGCAUGGCUCCUUCCGCUGAAGAGAUAGCAAAGCUUAUUAAAUCGCGCCUACCAGGUGAAACUUCUAUUCUCUUGACGGAGAAAAACCAACCCGGAUCUGUCCUGAGUCUUUUCACGGAAGACUUCAAGAUCACCGUCGUGGGGCAGGAAUUUGACCUUGCCUAUGGCGCCACCGGCAUCGCUGCGGCUAAGGACUAUCUCAUCGGCCGCCUGACUCCUACCAUCUUCGGCUCGCUGGACGACAGCAAGGCAGCCAAAUCCGAAGUUGUCCGUGUGACUGGCGGCGGAGAUAACCCAUGGGCAGCAGUGGAAUUCAAAAGCACCGCUACCUCGCUGAAGGGCAAGCCGUGGGUUCACGAGUGCGUGAUCAUGCUUCAUUUCACAGACGACGGGAAGAUCACUGAAGCAAAGGCUUAUUUCGACACCCUGCACCUCCAAAACCAUAUUUUGGACAGCGCAGCAUAGAGGCUUGACCGGCUGCUUGCAGACUGCAUUCGGAUGCCACUGAGUCGUAAGUGAGUGGGAUAUAAGUCGAGGGCAUCAGGCCAGCAAUAUGUAUGAGCAUACCAAUAGCCCCAGAUCUACAGAUGCGUCGUAGAAAUACAUUCUUUUCUUACUAUCUCUGCUUUUCAAGCCUAGAUUGUAUGAUAUCUUCAUACGUAAAGGUAGAGAUUGUUUUCAUCUUUAAUUUCAUAAUGUCCCGUGCUCGUAGUUU
Daldinia loculata is the source of this 817-nucleotide messenger RNA. RefSeq lists its product as uncharacterized. The record is from RefSeq and is a predicted model, not a curated record. NCBI's taxonomy places the organism in Eukaryota, Fungi, Ascomycota, Sordariomycetes, Xylariales, Hypoxylaceae. Bases 106 to 567 code for a protein of 153 amino acids. The transcript is spliced from 2 exons.